ACUCAUCACCAAGAGGCAAGAGAAGCCCAAAGAACAAUCCAGAGAAGCAGAUUGCUCCCCAGAGCUGCAGGCAGUGCUUUUCUACCAAGAUGCUCUCCUCAAACGCAAGGACCAGGCAGCUAAAUGGCACUUGUGCCAGCUCGGUGAACAUGGAGCUCUUCCUCCAUUACUCCCUCAUCCCAUCACUUUUCAUCAUUUUGGUCUUGUCCCUUCUCCAAAGACGAGAGCACCAUAGACAGAGAGAUGGCGCCUCUUACCUCCUGGGGAACUGCUUCAGAAUGAUCAUACCUCUGGACUUCGUGGGCACUUUUCGUAACCGAUGGUCCUAUGGAGUAGCCUUUGGGGCUACAGCCAAUAAGGUCAUGUUCUUAUUCUCAGAAGGCUACCAGCCCCUGCAAGUCCCACAAUGGGCCCAAGCCUUUGUGCUUCUGAUCGGAGGCGUCGAAGUCGGCCUGUCCCACUUCCCCUUCUUUGCUUGCCUCUCGUCGGAGUUCCGGCUGGUCAGCUCGAUCCUGGGCUUCAGCUACUCUCUGAUCUGGUUUGCUGUCACCAUCCUUCACAUCACUGAGUGUCCCUAUGGGCAGUUUCUGGGGAAGUAUGAGACUGUCAUGUUCUACUGGCCCUCACUGCUCUGCCUGGCCUUCCUUCUGGGCCGCUUCCUGUACAUGUUUGCAAAGUCUCUGAGGGUCCACCUUGGCUGGGAGCUCCAGAUGGAAGAAAAGCCUUUCCUGGAAGUUCACCAGGCAGAGCAUGUCAAACAGCUCCUGAGGAAGUGCCCCCUGCAAGAGAGAGAAAAGUCUUGGUUCCAAACCAGGAUAUAUGAGUGGGACCCCUACUUUCAGUUCCCAAGCAGGAUGAUUGGAACCACUGUCUUGGCCUUCAUCUGCCUGUACCUUUUCAUUGUCAUUGAGUUCUGCAUGUUCGUGUAUGUGAGAGAUGAGCUGGAUGUGUUUGAAGGAGAAUUGGAGAGCUUCGUCGCCUCCAUGAACAAGACGGGUACCCUGAGCCCAGUCCUCCUGCAGGUGAAAGAGCUGAUUAACGUCACCAAAGGAGUCUGGGUGGUGACCAUCUUGCCUGCCUCCCUCACGUGUGUGAGCUACCUGUUUCACAUCUUGGCUUGUUACAGAAAGCAAAUGAAGAGGCUGUGGGCAGGAGAGAAACACUUUCUCCCUUUGAAGUUCCAUAAUCCUUCCUCGUCAGAGAGUGUGGUGGCCAUUGCAAGGUACUCUGGCUGGCAGAUAGCUUAUAUUCUGUGGGGCUACCUCAUCAUCCACGUGAUGCAGACCCUGUGUGGCCUAGUGAUCAUGUACAGCCUGGUGCUACCUGUCAUCCACAAUCAGGCCCUGGAGAUGCUCCGAGGACUGGGCAUCGGGAUCCUCACCAUAUCCAUCGUCCUGGGCCUCAUGGUCCUGCAGGUAUGGAUCGCCGCCAGCCUCUUCCUGCAACCAAAGAUGGGAACAGCUGACAAGCAGAAGCCCUUGGCUCUCAACAACAGGAGAGCAUUCCACAACUUCAACUACUUUCUGUUCUUCUACAACGUGCUGCUGGGCCUGGGCGCCUGCCUCUCCAGGCUUCUUAUCAGCUGCAUCUUGGGCACGUGGCUGAUGGGCCGCAUCGACAGGACCAUUCUGCAGAGUGGCUUUGAGAGAGCAGACAUGGGGUUCAGUGCGUGGAUUGGCAUGCUCUAUGUGGAUCAUUAUCACACCAACCCCGUGCUCGUCAGCUUUUGUCACAUCCUGAUCACAGGCCACAGAGAGAGGAGGCUGCAGCAGGCCAUCAAAUACUGGUACCUAAAUCAGUCAGCGGGUCCCCGCACCUCAGUGAGGUCCAGGACAAGGUGGCUCCUGCUGCAGACCCUGAUCAACAACCCCGGACUGGUCACGCUCAGAAAAUCAAGGCCUGGUCAUGGCUCCCGGGACUUUACCCAGAUUCUGUUGACGUGCUCGGAGAGCUGACGUUGACCUCCCACAUUGCCACAAGGCCGUUCCAGGACAUCUGCCCCUGAGAAGGCCCAGGCUACCCAGCAGCUGUCCCCUGCAGUGUGAUGGGAUGCACAGGCGCUGUCCACACAGAUGGCACACAGGCCAGCAAUUCAUGGGAUGGCACUUGGGCUGAACAAUGAAGUCUCAGGUCUAAUUCAUUCCCUUGGUAAAAAGAUCAAGAACUAAAGAGAAUUUCUGUUGAACAAACUUUGCCCAAUAAUGAUUUCCACUAUCCAUAGUUAGGAGGCAGCCUUGGGGAGAUCCAUGUUGAGACACACUUAGUUUAGCCACAGGGCAGAACUUUGUGUCCCUGAAAAAGGUGGUAAAAUUUUUUAUAUCAGGAGA
Kogia breviceps (pygmy sperm whale) is the source of this 2327-nucleotide messenger RNA. RefSeq names its product stimulated by retinoic acid gene 6 protein-like. The record is from RefSeq and is a predicted model, not a curated record. Gene Ontology annotation, cellular component: plasma membrane. Gene Ontology annotation, molecular function: retinol transmembrane transporter activity; signaling receptor activity. Lineage: Eukaryota; Metazoa; Chordata; Mammalia; Artiodactyla; Physeteridae. Gene Ontology annotation, biological process: vitamin A import into cell.